AUGACGAAUUCGACACCGAAAAUGAACAAUAAAGUGGCGAGACAGGGGUCGCCUAACACGGGAGGUAAACGAUCACAGUAUCGAAAUGGUACAAUAAAAUCAACGACAUACUUCAGCAGUAAUAGUAGGCAAGUAAAAUAUAAUUCCGGAAGACUGAGUUGUAGUCCAGGCUGUGGAAAAAACAGCGGACAACUCAGAACUGAUUAUUCAGGAAACGGUAGUCCAACAAAUAGUUUUUAUGCGGGAGCUAAAUUUUCGGAGCCACCAUCACCAGCUAGUUUACCGAAACCACCAAGUCACUGGACCAGUAGACUCAUCAAUAGCUGUCAACGAUCUCAAAAUUAUUGUGCGAUUUCCAAUCAUUUGAAAAUGAUACUUAAUGUUCAAGCUUGA
Molecule: messenger RNA, 393 nt
Organism: Chelonus insularis
Lineage: Eukaryota; Metazoa; Arthropoda; Insecta; Hymenoptera; Braconidae
Product: proline-rich nuclear receptor coactivator 2-like
Exons: 1
Coding region: 1-393 (130 amino acids)
Cellular component (GO): nucleus
Source: RefSeq, a predicted model, not a curated record